This is a messenger RNA of Brassica napus (rape), 2516 nucleotides long. Its product is annotated as vesicle-associated protein 1-4. Gene Ontology annotation, biological process: signal transduction. The transcript has 6 exons. NCBI's taxonomy places the organism in Eukaryota, Viridiplantae, Streptophyta, Magnoliopsida, Brassicales, Brassicaceae. The coding region runs from base 844 to 1785 and encodes 313 amino acids. The record is from RefSeq and is a predicted model, not a curated record.
CGUGUGUCUUUCCCCAACAAAAUGUUGGAGUAUCUUCCCAACUGUUUGGGCAGUCUAAAAUUUCUUGAUGAGCUAAUAGUCUCUGGUUGUUCAAGGCUCAAAAAUCUUCCAGAUGUCCGGAAUAGCUUAAAACAGCUCCAGAUUUUACUUUUUGAUGGGACGGGAGCGAACGAGAUGCCAAGCAUAUCGUGCUUCACUGUAUACGAAGGGCCUGCUGAUAAUUUCUUAUAACCUUUUGGGUCAUAUGACACCGUGAGGGAAUAGGCUUGUGGUGUUAAUGGAGUAUCCUCACUACGACAUCUAUGUUUGAGUGGAAAUACUUUUGUCAGCCUGCAGCCUGACAUCGUAAAACUUUAUAAUCUAAAAUUGCUUGAUGUGAAGCAGUGCAAGAAGCUGAGGUUUGUUCCAACGCUUCCACCUAGACUUCAGUUUUUUGAUGCACAUGGCUGUGAUUCACUGGAAAGAGUUGCAAACCCUCUGGCCCUUCCUUUGUUGUCUGAGCAGAUCCAUGCCAAAUUCAAUUUUUCCAACUGCAACAAGUUGGAUGAAGACGCAAAGGAUAGUAUCAUAUCCUAUUCUCGGUGGCGAAGCCAGUUAGUGCUAGAUGAACUCACUCGUUACAAUAAGGUCUGUCUCUCUCUCUAUCAAUUUCCAGUCUUCCUGUAUGUAAUCUUCCGGCAUGGUUCAGUCACCGAGCCUUUGGACCGGUGUUAAGGUCAAAUCUGCCUCCACACUGGAGUGACAAUAAGUUAACUGGAAUAGCCCUUUGUUCUGUUAUCUCAUUUCCUGACUACCAUGAGCAGAGGAAUCCUCUCUUAGUGAAAUGUACUUGUGUGUUCAAUAAUGAAUAUUAGUCUCGUAUUCGCUUUAGUUGUAUUAUUGGCAGUUGGAGCAAAUCAAGUAACACACCAGGAAAGAUUGAAGCGUCUCAUGUCUUUAUUGGCUAUACCAGUACAUUGGAUAUCAAGAAAUAUGUUGAGGUGCGGAUGUAGUCAUACUGAGGCUUUGUUUGAAUUUCAAGUGACUGAUGGUACAAAAGUGUUAGAAGGUUGUGAGGUGCUGAAGUGUGGCUUUAGUUUGUACUAUGCAACCGAUGAAUUGCGGAUAAAAUCUACUGUCAGUGGCCCUCUUGAAGCAAAUCAGUACAUAUCGUAUUCAGAAAACGUGACAAUCUCGAAUGUAAGACCGGAGAGCGGAACAGAAGAGAGAUCACCAGCGCAAAGAACCGCUACCAGUUACCAACCACCGACCACUGAGUCUCGUGUAUCUCCUCAUGUGUAUGGAACAUCGGAUAUGGACCCCCUGUUGUCUGGGGAACCCCAACAAUACAGAGCCGACCUUUUUCCCGCAGUUGCAUCUUCUUCUUCUCAAGCUGGACUUGGACGAAGUCAUUCUCAGAUUUUUGUCAGUUUUCAUGGAGGUGACCUGCGCAGGACCUUUGUCAGACAUCUCGUUAGUACUUUGACAGAUGCUGGGAUCAGCGUCUUCACAGACAAUGAUAAGGGAAAUGGGAUAAAACUACAAAAUUUCUACAAGAGGAUAGAGGAGUCUAAGAUUGCAGUCGCCAUCUUCUCCGAGAGGUACAUCGAGUCACAUUUUUGCUUGGACGAGCUUGUAGCAAUGGACAAGCUUGUAAGGGAAAACAAACUCUUGGUGAUUCCUGUCUUCUACAAUGUGAAACCAAGCGACGUGAAGCAUCUCAAGGGAGAAUUCGGUAGACGUUUCAAAGAGAUGAGAGUAAGAUACAAGGACGAAGCUGAGAAGGUCCUGAAGUGGGAGACUUAGGUGAAGUCCAUUGCGAAGACAAUCAGCUUGAGCUUACACUCAAAACUUUACGGCGAAGAUGCCUCUCUUGUUGAAGCGACUGCCGAGCUAGUUCAGAGAGCGCUUACCAAAAUACCUGAAGUAAAUCCCAAGUCCCUGGGAGGAGGCAAUAAGGGGGUUAUUUUUGCGACUUUUAUAUUCAGUCACUUCACGUUUCACUUUUACAAAUUACAUUCCUUGUUACUGGAUCUUCUGCUUGUGGUUGUUUUUGUUGUGGUCUGCUACCACCUGAAUUAUUUCGGCUGGAGAAACCAGAAGAAAAAAUGGCCUGCAACUACUACAUCACCACCACCUUUAGCUCAGUCAGACAACAUAUUCAGGAAAUGGUUUGGUUCUGUUGUUUGCGUUCCAUCAACAAAGGAGCCAAGGACGAUGAGAGAUUUACCAGCCACAAGGAUCAGUGAGUAUUCUGUUUCCUCUAUCUUCUCCAAGGAAGAAGCUCCAAUUGCCACCCAACUCUCCAAUUCAAUACCAGAUCCAAGUACCUUUCCAAAGGAAAGUCUGAACCCUUUUGGGGGAAGCCAUUGUGUGAUAAGCUAAUAGAAUUUUAGUGACAAUACGGACAAAAAGCUAUCAAACUAUGUUAUGGAGUCUCAGAAAGGAAAAGCUUAUAAUUUUAAAUAUAAAAACGAUAUAAGAUGUUGAUAAUAUCUAUCAGCCGCUCAAUGUACAUUUUUCAGUUUUGUUCGUUA